AGUAGUUAUCCCUGUUCCACUCCCAAGUAACCACACACUCGCCCGGCCUCACUAUCCCCCGCGAAAAGAAUUCACUUUUGACGUGUGUCAUUUUUCCACUACAAAAAUCAAAGCAACGAGAUUGGCGGUGUGUCACUGUGUCAUUUGCCGUCGAUAGUUCACGCGAAGAUUUCCAAUAAGAGAUUUCCACGCGAUUUGAACGGGAUAAAAACGAAAAAAUGUCCAAAUCUCUUUGAUAUAGUCUCGGAGUUGUUUUGCUUCUAAUUCGACUGAAAAUUUAUAUUGGAAUCAUUGACCAAGUGUGACCGGAGAAAAUUUUCAAAUUGUGGCCGUCGCGUAAAGUUAAGAACGCGUUUGUGAGAAAGCAUCGAGAAGUGGAUAGCGGUUGCAAGAAUAAUAAUGACUUUGCGUGCCAGUGAAUUCAUGCAGCUGGGCGAGAAGAAGCUCGCCGCGUGCCUCGUCCUGUUAUUAAUAGAAUUGUUCAUGGAAGGAGCUGAAACCGCAUCACGAUCUGAAAUCGAAAAUCACUUAGAAUUAGGACGUGAAUUACUAGCAAGAGGCCAAUUAUCAGAUGCAUUAUCGCAUUAUCACGCAGCCGUAGAGGGGGAUCCAACCAACUAUCUGACAUUCUUCAAGCGAGGAACUGUAUAUUUAGCAUUAGGCAAAGCGCGAUUCGCGCUAAAUGACUUCACACGAGUAUUAGAGUUGAAACCCGAUUUCAUGGCCGCUCGAGUUCAUAGGGCGUCCGUUUACAUGAAAAUGGGAGAUUACGAUCAUGCCGAGUUAGAUUUUCGCGAUGUGCUCGAUGAGGAUCCUUACAACGAGGAAAUUGGCUAUCAGUACCACAGAAUACAGCCCGCUCGACAACAAUGGCGAGAUGUUCAGGAUGUGAUUUCGCGCGGGGAUUACAGCACUGCAAUAAUCCUGCUAACACAAUUACUAGAAAUUUCGCCAUGGUCAGCGUUGUAUAGAGAAACCCGUGCAAAAUGCCAUGUAAAGAACGGCGACUCGUUGGCAGCUGUUUCAGACAUGCGAUCGGUAAAUCGCCUCUCUCAAGACAGUACCACUGGUUAUUAUAAGCUAGCUGUACUCCUUUACGAAUUAGGACACGCGACUGAUUCUCUGAAGGAAAUCCGAGAAUGUUUGAAACUUGAUCCAGAGCACAAAGACUGUUUUCCAUUUUAUAAGAAACUGAAAAAGGUCGAGAAGGCCCUUUCGGAAGCACAAAACUCAUUAGAAGAGAAACGCUACACUGAUUGUAUUGAAUCCGCUGAAAAGGUAUUAAAAUUAGAAAAAGAUAUAGAAAUGAUAAUUUUCGGAGCAAAGCAGCUAUUGUGUUCUUGCUACACGAAAGACGAGCAAUACACACUAGCCGUUUCGAGAUGUAGGGAAGCCUUGGAAAUCGAAAAGGACCCUAACGUAUACUGUGAUCGUGCUGAGGCUUUCCUGGGCACAGAUAUGUUUGAUGACGCCAUUCACGACUACCAAGCGGCCUUAGAUAUCGACGAAACACUUCAUCGUGCCAAGGAAGGAAUCGAAAAAGCGAAACGCCUUCAAAAGCAAUCCGAACGAAGAGAUUACUAUAAAAUUCUAAAUGUGAAACGAACAGCAACCAAACAAGAAAUCGUGAAAGCAUAUCGAAAAGCCGCACAAAAAUGGCAUCCGGAUAACUUUCAAGGAGACGAGAAGAAAAUCGCUGAGAAGAAAUUUAUUGAUAUUGCAGCCGCUAAGGAAGUUCUAACGGAUCCUGAGAAACGGCAACAGUUUGACAAUGGCGAGGAUCCCCUCGACCCUGAGGGCAAUCAGCAUGGCUUCCGUGGCGGCAAUCCCUUUCAGCACUUCCAGCAUGGAUCACCGUUCCAGUUUAAGUUCCAUUUUAAUUAGUUUCUAUUUAUUUAUAAUAUUUAGAGAGAAUCGUGUACUAUGUAAAUAUAGUAUAGGAACCCUGUGAGACGUGACGGUAUCGGAAAUUCAGAGAGUCUCUGUGGAGUUUGUAAAUAGCUUUAAAACGGAUAAGCAAAAAAAUGGAAAAAGAAAAUUCGAUGGCAAUUAUUUUAAUAGAAAAACGAAAUAGCAACGGUGGUCGGACGAGUCAUUUGUUCUCUAUCAAAUUCGAACUUGAAUUAUCACUCGUUACUCUUAGUCAAACACAUACUUUAUCUGGCAUCAUUCUCACUGUCGAUCUCAUCUGAAAAUUAGACAAUCAAAUAUUAGCUGGGCCCAAAUAUCAAUUGAAUUGAAUUUAGUGUCCCCUCGGAGAGGUGUCCCCGCCUUUCGCCUGUCGUACAUACCAAAUAAUUCCCCCGACUCGACCGCCGUUGCCCUCCCUAGUUGCAGAUGCUAUGAAUUUUUUCGUGAAAUUAUCAUUUCCUUUCGAUUCCCAUUUCAGUUGCAUUUUACAAUCACAAAGCUAGAACCAUUUUUCGACACUUCUAAUGAUAUUUAUGACUGUAAGCACUCACAAUAAUGAAUUCAAAAAUAAAUAAUAAGAAGACGAAUUUAAGUAUUGAAAACCAACAGAAAUCUUGGGAUAAAUUCUUUGAGACACUUUUCAUCUUUGAUUACAUUUAAGUGACUUUAUUUUGUAUUCUCCUGAAAGACUUGAACAAUUUUCAUUUUUGUUUUUGUGAUUUUUCGUUGAAAUGACUGUCAAGAGAAAUUCUGGUAUGUUGUUGCGCUGAUUAUUACGCUCGUUUGUAUUCUUGCAAUAGAUUUGCCUAUUUGUUAUCUUGGGUUGCUCGUAAACUCGCGAUUCAUUUUACGUGGCCAUAUAAUCGAUUUAGUGGCUGGUGGGGGAUAGAAAUGUCUGCUUGAUGCAGGAUUUUUUUCGUGGCCAAUUUAACAACUGGGCAAAUCAAAUUCUUAGAGUGAAUUUCUAAGGAAUUUAUGAUCAAUAAUAAAAUGUAAAUAGCUAUGCUAUUGUAAAUUGUAAGUAAAUAUUAAUCAUAAAAAUAAAAUACAAUUUUUUGUAAAUUA
Molecule: messenger RNA, 2976 nt
Organism: Hermetia illucens (black soldier fly)
Lineage: Eukaryota; Metazoa; Arthropoda; Insecta; Diptera; Stratiomyidae
Gene: P58IPK
Product: dnaJ homolog subfamily C member 3
Exons: 4
Coding region: 400-1884 (494 amino acids)
Biological process (GO): protein folding in endoplasmic reticulum
Cellular component (GO): endoplasmic reticulum
Molecular function (GO): protein-folding chaperone binding; misfolded protein binding
Source: RefSeq, a predicted model, not a curated record